Molecule: messenger RNA, 2905 nt
Organism: Solanum stenotomum
Lineage: Eukaryota; Viridiplantae; Streptophyta; Magnoliopsida; Solanales; Solanaceae
Product: receptor-like protein 7
Exons: 3
Coding region: 1-2883 (960 amino acids)
Molecular function (GO): protein binding
Source: RefSeq, a predicted model, not a curated record
AUGGGAAUUCUGUUUUUCUUUUAUUCGCUUGUCUGUCUUUUGUUGGUAAUUAGAGAAAGCUUUUCUUCUUUCUCUGUGAUGAUGCAUCAUGUUUGCUCUCCCACUGAAGCUUUUUCUUUGCUUCACUUCAAACAAUCCUUUCAAAUCUCUGACCAACCUACAUGUUGGUAUGAUACUAAUGAUAUCCCAAAAACAAAGUCUUGGAAUGAGAGUAGGGAUUGCUGCAGUUGGGAUGGGGUCACUUGUGACUUGUUAACUGGUCAUGUUAUCGGAUUGGACCUUAGUUGCAGUUUGCUUACUGGAACUAUUCAUCCCAAUAGCAGCCUCUUCCAGCUCCAUCAUCUCCGGACACUAAACCUUGCUUACAAUGACUUCUAUUCUUCUUCAAUCCCACAUAACAUUGGCCGAUUGACGAAUUUGAGGCAUCUCAACGUUUCUGGUUCAUUCUUUGAAGGGGAAAUCCCAACAGAAAUCUCAUACCUUUCAAAUUUGGUUUCACUUGAUCUUUCUUCUUUAGUGCUGUAUGGAUUACAACUUGAUCAGAGAACAUUUGAAACAAUGCUUCAGAACUUCACUAAUCUGGAGGUAGUUUCUCUCCAUGGUGUCGACAUCUUCUCUCCGAUACCUGUGAAUAUGUCUUUUUCCUCGUUAAGGUACGUGGAUCUUGGAUAUACUAAUCUGCGAGGUGUUAUCACAGAGAGCUUUUUCCUUCUGUCAGAAUUGGAAAGGCUCUAUUUGAGUGACAAUGAUCUUCUCAAAGGAGUUUUACCAAAGAUCCACCCGAGCAACACUCUGUUGGAGUUGGAUAUUUCUUACACAGGAAUCUCUGGUGAGCUGCCUGAUUCAGUUGGCACCUUGAGUUCCUUGAAUAUCUUGAACCUCAAAGGAUGUCAAUUCUCUGGUUCCAUUCCUGAUUCCAUUGGCAAUCUUACACAAAUUUGGUAUUUGGAUUUCAGUAAUAAUCAUUUCACCGGCCAUAUUCCUUCCACAAUCUCUCAAUUGAAGCAGCUCACAUAUCUAUAUCUUUCGUCCAACUCCUUUUCAGGUGAAAUUCCAGAUAUUUUUUCUAACCUCCAAGAGCUACAUUCUUUAUAUCUUUGUAACAACAGCUUCAUCGGUUUGUUUCCUUCUACAAUUGAAAGCUUGACACAACUUCAACGCUUAGACUUGUCCAACAACUCACUUAACGGUACCAUACCAUCUUCGGUGUUUAGCCUCCCUUUGCUAUUUUCAUUGUCGCUCCAACAUAAUCAAUUUAGUGGAGUAGCCGAUGAGUUCAAAACAUGCCCAACAUUAGCAUACCUAGAUUUAAGCCAUAAUCAAUUCAGUGGUACUUUUCCUCAAUCACUUGCGAGUCUCACAAACCUUUCUACCCUCGAGCUUUCAGCAAAUAACAUCACCGUCGAUGAGGGAAUACAAAUCACUUUUCCUAGCCUAGUAGUUUUACAGUUAUCAUCUUGUGAACUGAAGGAUUUCCCACACUUCUUGACAAAUGUAAAGAAACUUCAGGUCUUGGAUAUUUCUAACAAUAAGAUUCGUGGCCAAAUCCCAAAAUGGUUUAGCGGCAUGAGGUGGGACAGCUUGUGGUACCUAAACCUUUCGUAUAAUUCUUUAACAGGCCACCUACAACAAUUUCAUUUCCAUGAUCUAAGGUAUCUUGAUCUUAAAUUUAACUCCCUUCAGGGUCCACUCUCUUUGUCCAUUUGUAACAGUAACACGCUUGAAUUUCUAGAUUUAUCACGCAACAACUUCAGUAACUCGAUUCCAAGCUGCUUGGGAAGCAUGUCUAGUCUAAAAGUGUUGGACUUAAGAAGGAACAAUUUCACAGGGAGUCUUUCUCCAUUAUGUGCGCAGAGCACUUCAUUGAGAACCAUUGUCUUGAAUGACAAUCAAUUUGAAGGAACUCUCCCUCUGUCGUUGCUCAACUGUAUUGGUUUAGAAGUUCUUGAUAUGGGGAAUAACGCUAUAAAUGACACAUUUCCAGCUUGGCUAGGAAGACUUGAACAACUGCAGGUCCUAAUAUUAAAGUCCAAUGUGUUCCAUGGACCAAUAAAUAAUUGUCAGAGUACGUUUUGCUUUCCCAAGUUGCGAAUUUUUGAUCUUUCUAGUAAUGAAUUCAGUGGCUCACUUCCUGCAAAUUUUCUUGGAAACUUCAAGGCAAUGAUUAAAUUAGAUGGUGAAGACACAGGAGAGAUCAAGUACAUGGAACCAUCUGGGAAGUCAUUGUACACAUCAUAUGAGGAUUCUGUGAGUUUGGUGAUCAAAGGCCAGGAUAUUGAGCUAGAAAGAAUCAGCACAAUUAUGACAACCAUAGACCUCUCGAGCAACCAUUUUGAAGGUGUCAUUCCGAAAACACUAAAGGAUCUCAGCUCACUUUGGCUACUCAAUUUAUCCCAUAACAAUCUCAUAGGUCAUAUUCCAAUGGAAUUGGGGCAAUUGAAUAUGCUUGAAGCGUUAGAUCUCUCUUGGAACCGGCUCACUGGAAAGAUUCCGCAGGAAUUGACAAGGCUAACAUUUCUGGAAAAGUUAAACCUUUCUCAGAAUGUUCUCUUCGGACCAAUUCCUCACAUUCUACAAUUCAACACAUUUGAAAAUGACUCGUAUGGCGGUAACCUUGAUCUAUGUGGUCCUCCUUUAUCAAAGCAAUGUGGAACGAGUGAUCUAUCCCAUGUUCCUCAACCAUUGGAGUCUGAAGACGAGUCAUAUUUUUUUCGUGGAUUUACGUGGGAAUCAGUAGUCAUUGGCUACAGCUGUGGACUAGUUGUUGGAACUGUUGUGUGGAGCCUCAUGUUUAAAUAUCGUAAGCCAGAAUGGUUUGUCGAAUUUUUUGAAGACAUUUAUCCCAAGAAAAUGAGAAGGUCAAUGAAGAGAGCUCAGAGAUGACAGACUUAAUGGAAGAUUGCAA